AUGGUGAAAGACAAGGAUGGCAUUUGCGCGGCCUCCGUUUUCGUAGAUAUGGCCAAGGACCUGCGUGAGGCUGGGCGGAGUUGCCAGCAGCAUCUUCAGCAGCUGUACAUCGACUACGGUAACUUCCUGUCCAUGAACAGCUACGUCAAGUCGCCGGAUUCGGCGCUGACGAGGCGCAUCUUCGCUGCCCAGCGCCCAGAGGGCAAGUACUUCCAGAAGGCGACUCAAGCAAAGAGAGGGCUGUAG
Symbiodinium sp. CCMP2456 is the source of this 246-nucleotide messenger RNA. Lineage: Eukaryota; Dinophyceae; Suessiales; Symbiodiniaceae. The record is from the annotation of a GenBank genome assembly.